CAGCAGGCGGCGGUAGCGCACCUCUAAUCCCACAGGAGGAAGAAGCGAGUCAGCUGAUCACUGCAGGAAAAAGAUGUCUGUGAAGAACUGGCGAAGGAUGGAGGCUGUUUUUACCGUCGUUUUGGCCCUCUGCUCCCUGCUUACAGUCGGUGUCCAUGCAGACAGCUUCACCGUGCUGCAGGCUCCAGGGUUUGUGUCCUUCCAGAAAGGUGACUGGCCUGUGUCUGGAGAGAGGAUCCCUGACCUGGUGGCUUUAACCAUGGGCUUCUCUGUUCAAGAGGAUCUGUCGUGGCCAGGCCUUCAGGCUGGUCUGUUGUUCCAGCGGCCCCGGGCCAACGUUCUUGUGGUGGUGAGAGGAGUGGAUAGUCUGGCUCUGCCUCAAAGUGUGGCCUCAUACCCCCUAGAGAACCCCGUUCCCUUCACGCUGGAUAGUGUUGCAGAGACUGUGCACUCUUUGUUUGCUGAGGACACCCCUGUAGUGCUGCAGCUGGCCCCCAGUGAGGAGCGGCUCUAUAUGCUCGGCAAGGCCAAUGCUGUGUUUGAGGACUUACCGGUCACGUUGCAGCAGAUCCGUGCCCGUCUCUCCCAGGAUGGCUCUGUGCUGUCUUCUCUGCCCCUCAACUCCCUCAGCAGAAAUGCAGAGGCGGAUUUGCUCUUCCUGUCUGAAGUCCAAGUGCUGCAUGAUAUCACAGCUCUGCUGCAAAGACACAGACAUCUGGCUAAGGACCACUCCCCUGACCUGUACUCAUUGGAGCUGUCUGGUUUGGAGGAGCUGAGCCGACUCUAUGGUCCAGACUCCCCUCAGUACCGCGACGCCAAGGCCCUUCUCGCUUCGGUGCUUCAGAAGUUUGGACAGGAUGUGUAUGGUCUCUAUGGGAACAGCUCUGUGGUGGAGGUGGUUACAGUGAAGGCCUUUGAAGCUCCUUUGACCAGGAAGUCCCGUUCAAUUCUGGAAUCCAGACAGAUUAGUAACCCGGGCAGCCCUUACAACCUGGCCUACAAGUACAACUUCGAGUAUGCUGUGGUCUUCAACAUCGUGCUGUGGCUCAUGAUCGCGCUGGCCCUCGCUGUCAUCACCAUCGCUUACAACCUGUGGAACAUGGACCCGGGCUACGACAGCAUCAUCUACAGGAUGACCAAUCAGAAGAUCAGGAUGGAAUAAGUCCUGCCUGUGGACACUCCUUCUGUCCCCUUAGAGCCCUCUAAGUGAACGUUUGUGUUUUGUGUGAGUUCUCGUUUAGUGAAAACAAAACAAAACUGUGACAGUCUGAUGGGAGGAAGAGCGUAAUACCAGAUCACUUCUUUGUUUACAACUCUGGCAUGAAAACGUACAAAAAUAUUAACAUUUCGUUAGCGGCGCUGAAGUUUAUCUACAGCGGUAUCAUUCUUCACAAACUGAGACUUCCUCUCUACAAACUCACAGCAUUCCUUAUAAAUGUAUCUCCUCACUAGCUGCGUCUCCUUUGUUUUCCUUGGUGAUUGAAGUUGUUUUUUUUUUUUUGUUAUAAAAACCAUAUUGUAAUAUGAAAGAAUGAAAUUUAUCUGGUUUCUCUGUGAAGUUGUUUGUUGCUUUUCUCUGUGUGGGGAAACUGUUUUAAGUUAAAUUAAAUUUUAUGUGUAUAUAUUGAAUAUACAAAUGCAACUGUUUGAGAAACUGCUGUGCUCUUGUAAAAAAUAUGAAAUAGUCUUCAACGUGCUUCUGCUCCAGAUUACAGUGUGUAGGAAUACAUAAAUACUUGAUCUAAAUGUUGGUUGUUAGGAUGGGAUAAGAAUAAAAGAAGUUCUGUAAAUUGCAACACGCAAAUGACAAUAAAUUAUUAAAUGGA
Archocentrus centrarchus (flier cichlid) is the source of this 1826-nucleotide messenger RNA. RefSeq names its product ATPase H+ transporting accessory protein 2 (gene atp6ap2). Lineage: Eukaryota; Metazoa; Chordata; Actinopteri; Cichliformes; Cichlidae. Gene Ontology annotation, molecular function: signaling receptor activity. The record is from RefSeq and is a predicted model, not a curated record. Gene Ontology annotation, cellular component: membrane; external side of plasma membrane. The coding region runs from base 74 to 1162 and encodes 362 amino acids. Gene Ontology annotation, biological process: positive regulation of Wnt signaling pathway. The transcript has 9 exons.